AUGGCGUUCUCUUCGACACCCGAGUCUGCCAAGUCGAUGAAGGUGCUCAUUAACGACUACCCGCAUCGCACUAUCGCAAUCGCCACAGACACCCAUGCACUUAUCUUCAGGCACACGCACGAUGGCAAUCGGAAUCCCAGCGCAACAAGUCUGUCGCUCAAUUCUACAACCUCUGGCAGGUCGCCUCCGAGAUGCAUGGCCGAGUUCGGCGAGCUUUCCAACUUCGACCUUACUGAGCACCGAAACGUUGCUGCUGCUCGAGGCACGCUGGGUGUGAUCACGCUGAACAACGAUGUCUUCUUGUGUGUGGUAACAGGAUCUGUCGAGGUUGCUUCACUCCGGCCGGGUGAAACAAUACAGCGGAUCUACGGUGUCGAGUUCUUCUGCCUCAACAGAAGUGACUACGAUCAUAGCCACGGCGGACAUGUUCCAAACCCACUCCCUGGCCGCGAAUUCGAUUCCGGUGAGUUCGACUAUGGCAGUGGUGCCGACAACGGCGAGACAUUCGCCGAGCAUCCCUUCCAUGCGCUUCAGAAGCUUCUUAGCGGAGGCAACUUCUACUACAGUGUUGACUUUGACCUCACGAGACGAUUGCAGGAUCGUGCCAACGAUGCUAGCCUCGACAUUGCUACACUAGACGACUCGUUGCUUUGGAAUUCGUAUAUGAUCAACCCAUUACUGGAGUUCAGGAACCGUCUAACACAUCAUGAAAGAGAAAAGCUCGACGGAUCACGAAUUCUCACAUCUGUCAUUCGAGGAUUCGCAAGGACACUGACUGUGCCGCCUUCCUCAACACCGAUUCGUCGCAAGCUGUCAAACAUGCCUGCUUCCAUUACAGUCAUAUCCCGGCUGUCAUCAAGAAGAGCUGGUACACGAUUCAACUCUCGUGGUAUCGAUGACAACGGCAAUGUCGCCAACUUCGUCGAGACAGAGACUAUCUUCUGGUCACCCACCGGCUUAUGCUUCUCAUACGUACAAGUCCGUGGUUCUGUGCCACUCUUCUGGGAGUCCUCUUCGACUUUAAUCCCUGGGCAGCAAAAGAUUCAGAUCACACGCUCACCGGAAGCAACACAGCCAAGCUUCGACAAGCACUUCUCCGGCCUCGAGGCAAACUACGGCGCCAUCCACAUCGUGAACCUGCUUAGCAACUCCAAGGCAGGCGAAGCAGACCUCACAGCUCGGUAUCGGGAGCACGUCAAGCGAAGUCCACUCCGGAGACACGACCCAAAUGAGGAAGAAGAUCAUGAUAUGCUCCGGGUUACCGAGUUCGACUUCCACGAGUACGCAAAAGGAGCCGCUGGAUAUGAUGUAGCGCGUGCGCUGCGUCCCUUCAUCGAUCUCAGCGCCGAAUCAUUCGUCUACUUUUUGUCUGAAGAUAUCGAAGAAUGGACAACGAGCAACGGAAAGCCGAAGAAGUUUGCACGCUCGGCCGUCAUAAUGCAGCAGAAUGGUGUCUUUCGUGUCAACUGCCUCGACUGCCUCGAUCGGACCAACCUCGUGCAAGGAAUGCUGUCGAAGCUGUCACUUGAGCUUUUUCUCUCUCAUCGCGCUGAGAAGGCGAACGGUGACUUCUGGAUGCGCCAUGAUACGCUUUGGGCAGACAAUGGAGAUGCACUGAGCAAGAUCUAUGCAGGUACCGGUGCCCUCAAGAGCAGCUUCACGAGACAUGGCAAGAUGAGCCUCGGUGGCGCGCUGGCAGACGUGAGGAAGUCAGCUACUCGCUUAUAUGUCAAUCACUUCGAAGACAAAGGCCGGCAGAACACUGUUGACCUCUUGCUCGGACGUCUUGUCGGCCAGUCCUCAGUAGACCUGUUCGACCCCGUCAACGACUGGGUCGUGCAUGAACUCGGCAAGCGACGGAUCGAGUUCGAGUCGUGCUCGGCUGUCAAGGUCUUUGUUGGCACCUUCAACCUCAACGGCAAGACCGGUGGCACUAGGGAAGAUCUAUCAGCUUGGCUCAGAUCCGCACCCGGCUUCGAUCUCGUUGUCGUGGGCUUCCAGGAGAUCGUCGACUUGUCGCCACAACAAAUCAUGAGCACAGAUCCGAAUCGUCGUAUGGUAUGGGAAUCCGCCGUGCGCACCUGCUUGAACGGGAGCAACUCAGAGAAGCAACAAGCUCCUGGAGAAGAUGAAUAUGUCCUGCUGAGAAGUGGUCAACUGGUCGGUGCAGCACUGCUGAUAUUUGUCAAAGCUCCAUUGCUGGCCCGGAUCAGCAACGUCGAAGGUGCGAUCAAGAAGACCGGCAUGUCCGGUAUCGCAGGCAACAAAGGCGCAGUCGCCAUCCGCAUGGAGAUUGACUCAACUUCCGUGUGCUUCGUCACCGCCCAUCUGGCUGCUGGCUUCGGCAAUUACGACGAGCGAAACCGUGAUUACCACACCAUCACCUCCGGUCUACACUUCCAGCGCGAUCGACGCAUCGAAGACCACGAGGUGAUAGUAUGGGCAGGCGACUUUAACUACCGCGUCGGCUUGUCCCAUGACUCUGCAAGCGGACUUGUGCAGCAGGCGAUGACGGGCAACACGAAGCACCGCGAAGAUGCGUUAGGACGUCUGUAUGAGAACGACCAGCUGAACAUCCAGAUGGUGGCGGGUAACUGCUUUGACUUUUACCGUGAAGGACGAAUCGCUUUUCUGCCAACGUACAAGUACGACAUUGGCAAGGAUGAGUAUGACAGCAGCGAGAAAGCCCGAAUACCGGCGUGGACGGACCGUGUCCUCUGGAAAGUCAAUCAUCAGCAUAGCAUGAGCGGCGGUGGAGGCGAGGAUCUCAGCACGCAGGUGAAGCAGCUGAAGUACGACUCCGUGCAGAGUAUUCGUGUUUCUGAUCAUCGGCCGGUGUAUGCGAUCUUCGAGAUGAGUGUGCGUGUCGUGGAUGAGGCAAAAAAAGAUGCCUUGACAAGGAAACUGUACCAGAAGCGGGCGAGAGAGGUCAAAACUGCCGCCAACAUGGCCACCGAGGGCGAGGACGACGACAGCGACGACCUGAGCUCCGAUAUCGAAGACACAGUCGGGUAUGAAGCGAUCGAAGCAGGUCUGCCUCCAGCGAGCUCAGACAAAAGGAAGUGGUGGCUGGACAAUAAUCGAACAGUGAGGGCUGACAUCAAGCCUCCUGCUAAGGACAGCAUGCUCAAUCCACAGCGAAAGAGUAAUCCAUGGUCAAGUGCGGCUACUGGAGCAGAAGACGACGACUGGAUUCAGGUCGAGAAGCCGAGCACGACAUCGAACGGGAAUGGCGCCGCCAAGGUCAAGCCCGAACCACCACCACCUCGGAACACAAGCAACGCUGCGCAGUUUCGCAGUGGAGAUGCACGCGUGGCCUCAAGCAGUCCGGCUUCCCAGCAGCAAGCGAAGCAGAGGAUGCUACCGCCAGCGUGGGAAGGUGAACGCUUCGUUUCGUCCUCUACCGCAACCGACGGGCCCGCACCAGCGCUGCCAGCUCGCGUCACCUCGAAUGGCACAGGCUUGCUUCGCUCGGCAUCAACAGCAACCAAGACACCACCUCCACAGCCACCUGUACCGCGUAAUAGCACACCAACGCCGUUCUCGCGACAAGACCGUACUGCUUCCAUUGCAUCUACGACGUCAUCUGCUUCCUACGCGACCCCGCCGUCCACUUCGGCUGGCCCAACGUCGAAUGCUUCGGGUGUGCUUAAGCGGCCGCCGCCCAAGCCGACCAAGCCAUCCGUGCUCGCUGCGACUUCGGCAGAAGGGUCCGCGUCUAACAGUAGAACUGUGUCCGCGUCGUCCACGGGUACGGUCUUGACGAAGCCUAUUCUGGGCGCAAAUGUGCCCUUAACAGAUAGCAGCAGGUCGAGCAGUGUCGCCAGCAACAGCAACGGCGCACUCAGAAAGCCUGUGCCUCCCUUGCCACCACAACCGUCCUCGAGCAGCUCAGCACAGCGUCAGCCUUCGACUCAGCUGCCGGCUGUGAGCGAGAACGAGGGCAACAGCGACAGGCCUCCUCCGCCUUUGCCCAGGCGGACUGGGACAGGGCCGUUGCCGACUCUUGAUACCGGCACGUCCAAUCGCCCGCAGAUCGGACUUGAUGGCACGCGGGAGACUACCAGCGGGCCUCCUGUGGCAAAGCCAUUGGUCAAGCAGCGUAAGGGCAGCUACAACAAUAACAACAACAUGUCGAGCCCGAUCUCUCCGAUUGGGUUUGCGUCGACGGGGGAGUACUUUGCGGCGCAGACCGGAUCUCGGUCUGGCUCGAAUGGCACCCCAUUCUCGCCGCCAGUCUUGCCGGCCAGAAGCAGCGCGGUUAAGCGUGGGGGUAAUGGUGUGGGUUUGAUGGAUCAGGACGAAAGUGAGGGGUUGAAGGAGUGGGAGGUUCUGACUCCACGAGCACACAAGUGA
Molecule: messenger RNA, 4356 nt
Organism: Cyphellophora attinorum
Lineage: Eukaryota; Fungi; Ascomycota; Eurotiomycetes; Chaetothyriales; Cyphellophoraceae
Product: Inositol-1,4,5-trisphosphate 5-phosphatase 1
Exons: 1
Coding region: 1-4356 (1451 amino acids)
Biological process (GO): phosphatidylinositol dephosphorylation
Cellular component (GO): cytoplasm; membrane
Molecular function (GO): phosphatidylinositol-3,5-bisphosphate 5-phosphatase activity; phosphatidylinositol-4,5-bisphosphate 5-phosphatase activity
Source: RefSeq, a predicted model, not a curated record